Molecule: messenger RNA, 2083 nt
Organism: Sodiomyces alkalinus F11
Lineage: Eukaryota; Fungi; Ascomycota; Sordariomycetes; Glomerellales; Plectosphaerellaceae
Exons: 2
Coding region: 87-1919 (610 amino acids)
Source: RefSeq, a predicted model, not a curated record
CUUCAAUCUACCAUUGCCCGUUGCCUCUGACGCUGUACUGUCCACGUCCGCCGCCCUGAUUUGAAAAGAACUUUGAACCUACGGCCAUGGCCGUUAACGGGCCGCCAUCGUCGAGGACCCGAUUGCCGAAUUGGUCGGACUCUGAUUCCGGCUUCAAUCCCAACGCCUGGAGCAACACGAGCACGUUCGCGGAACCCGAUGGCCAGAAUGGCGCCCCUACAGGCGUCACCUCUUCCUGCAAACCCAGGAGGCUACUCUACAGAAGUGCGCGUUGCACCAACAUGCUGGGCCUCGCCUGUGUAUUUUUCGUCGUCUUCGUACUGUAUUACUACUCCAUGGCAAACGACCCAUUACCUGGCUCGAUCGCCGGCGGUAUCGUGACAAAGGAUCUUUUCGAAACAAUACAUGUACCGUCCUACGCAGACGAUCCGGGCGGGAAGAGGAGGUUACGCGUCGUCAUGCCGGCCGACGGCCCGGCCCUCAACCUUUGCAAGGUCAUCAUGUCCGCCGUCGCCCUGGGCUAUCCGAUGCCCACCAUUCUGAACUGGAGGGGAGAGUUCAACCGGCCCGACUGGCAGUUUGCGGGCAGCCAUAUCGCCAAGCUCGAGAGCCUCCUCGUCAUCAUCGAAACACUGCUAGGGCAGGAACCCGAAGACGCGGACGAAGAGGACCUGAUCCUGCUGGUGGACGCCUACGACAUUUGGUUCCAGCUCCCGCCUUCGGUGCUGAUUGAGCGCUUCCACCAACUCAACCGCGAGGCCGACGAGCGCAACCGUCGCGAGUGGGAGGCCCUGGCCGCCGACUUCCCCGUGCCCCCGCCGAAGCAGUCCAUCAUCGUCACCACGGCCAAGGAUUGCCACCCGAGCUGGGACUCGGGUUCCGAGCCGAACUACGCGCACUGGCCCGAGUCGCCCCUGCCGAGCGACUUGUACGGCGAGGACACCGACCGCGUCUUCUUCUUCGCCGACCCGGCCCGGAAACACAGGAAGGUGCGGCCCCGCUGCGUCAACAGCGGGCUCAUCAUGGGGACCAUGGGAUCCCUCCGCCAGGCCCUGCGGCGCUGCAAGGAGAAGGUCGACGAGACGGCCAUGCGGGGCCGCCAGCUCUGGAGCGACCAGGCGCUCAUCGGCGAGGUGAUGGGCGACCAGAUGCUCUGGCGCGAGUGGAUGCGCAGCCUCGCCGCCACGUGGAACGGGACGGCCGCCGAGGCACGGCUGGACGCCCUGGCGCCCGAGACGCGGGCCAUCGCCCAGGCCGCCGUCCGCGACGGGAAGAAGAAGCAGUUCGAGUUCGGCAUCGGGCUCGACUACAACUUCACCACCAUCCCUCCGACUUGCUCGGCCGAGGAGGACGGCCAUUUUGUCGUCAUCGGGGACGAGAAGGCUCUGGCGCGCGCGUCGGCGAGGGCCGGCGUCCCGGACGGAGUGCGCGUGCGCGGCAUCCCGCCCGAGCUGAAGGACAGCAAGGGGCCCGUUCCCGGGAAGAAGUGGGACGAGGUACCGCUCUACACGGACUUUUACUUCGGCCUUUCUCCCGUCGGCAUCCACCACAAUGCGUACAUCAACGGCCUCAAGCCGUGGCGGCUGGAGAAUUGGUGGAACAUGACCUGGUUCUACCCGCACCUGCGCGACUUGGUCGUCGAGCACUUGAAGCCCGUCGCCGUGAAGGAGCAGGAGCAGGGGCAGGGGCAGGGGCAGGGGCAGGGGCAGACGCCGCUGGCUAGGCUCCCGCCGCUCGGUAAGCAUGGCAAGGAGACUGUCUACUAUGCGCCCCGGGCCGACGCCGAGAAGAAGACGGUGCGCAUCUUCGAGCCGUCGCGGGAGUUCACCCCCGUUGACUGGGACGGCGUGUGCCAGAAGGGGAACCAGCCAUGGCAUAAGAAGAUCUUUGGUGACGACAAGGGGCCGUUGGAGCUCUAGGAGACAUGCUCUGUCUGCCCUACUAGCAUCUAAUGAAAGAAGAAAACCCGAAUGUGCAGUACUAGCAAGCCAAUCUGUAUAUACAUACAUCGAGACAGCGACGGAUGAGGCUUACCGGGCUUUAUAGAAAGGACACCAUAAUUAUACAUAAUACCAUUCCCAUU